Messenger RNA from Drosophila kikkawai, 4075 nucleotides. NCBI's taxonomy places the organism in Eukaryota, Metazoa, Arthropoda, Insecta, Diptera, Drosophilidae. The record is from RefSeq and is a predicted model, not a curated record.
AUGACUGAGGAAGGGGAGAAAAAACAGGAGCCUUUGCCAAUUGGCCGGAUGCCCGGCGGUGGAGCAGGCGCAUGCGCCAUGUAUCCUGCGCCAUGGAAGGCGCACGGCAGUGGCGGGGAGCAGAUCUCUCCGAACGGCACAACAUUCCAGGCGCACUCCGUCGUCCAUGAAUACCGACAAAACGAACGAAGAGGCGAGAGCUCUGCCCGUGGCGCUGGGCUACACCUCGCGCGCGUUUUUGACCAGGAACAAGAGGAGUCGUCCGUCCAGGAGGCAGACCAGGUAGUCCAGGAAGUCGCGAACGUGGCGUCCAACGAGGCCAGCACCAGCGCCGCGGGCAGUGGCGCGGAAUCCGCCGCCCUGUUCUCGAAAUUGCGUAGCUUCUCCAUUGGCAGCGGGCCCAACUCGCCCCAGCGCGUCGUGUCCAACCUGCGCGGCUUCCUCACCCAUCGCCUGAGCAACAUCACACCGAGCGACACAGGAUGGAAAGACUCGAUUCUGUCGAUUCCGAAGAAAUGGCUCUCCACCGCCGAGUCCGUGGACGAAUUUGGAUUCCCUGACACUCUACCCAAGGUGCCCGUUCCACCGCUGGAUGAGACGAUGGCCGACUAUAUACGCGCCCUGGAGCCGAUCACCACACCGGCCCAGCUGGAGCGGACCAAGGAGCUCAUCCGGCAGUUCACGGAUCCUCAGGGCAUUGGACCGCGAUUGCAUCAAUAUCUGCUGGACAGGCGCGAAACGGAAGACAACUGGGCCUACCACUACUGGCUAAACGACAUGUACAUGAACAUCCGCAUUCCCUUGCCCAUUAAUUCGAAUCCAGGCAUGGUGUUCCCGCCUCGUCGCUUUAAAACAGUCCAUGAUGUGGCCCACUUUGCCGCCCGGCUGUUGGAUGGCCUCCUAAGUCACCGCGAGAUGUUAGACAGCGGAGAGCUGCCCUUGGAGCGCGCUGCCUCCCGGGAGAAGAACCAACCACUAUGCAUGGCUCAAUACUAUCGCCUGCUGGGAUCCUGCAGGCGUCCGGGCGUGGAGCGCGACUCCCAGUAUCUGCCGUCGCGGGAGCGUCUUGCCGACGAAGAUCGUCAUGUGGUGGUGUUCUGUCGCAACCAAAUGUACUGCGUGGUGCUGCAGGCCAGCGAUAGGGGCAAGCUGUCCGAAAGCGAGAUUGCCUCUCAGAUCCUGUACGUCCUGAGCGAUGCACCCUGUCUGCCCGCCAAGCCGGCACCAGUGGGUCUGCUCACAGCCGAACCGAGGAGUCGCUGGGCCCUUGAUCGCGAGAUGCUGCAACAAGAUGAGCAGAAUCAUCGCAAUCUGGAGUUGAUUGAGACCGCCCAGGUGGUUCUGUGUCUGGACGAGCCGCUGGGCGGGAACUUUAAUGCGCGCGGCUUCACUGGCGCCACGCCCUCUGUUCACAGUGCUGGCGAUCGAGACGAGACGAACAUGGCCCACGAGAUGAUCCAUGGCGGCGGCAGUGAGUACAACUCUGGAAAUCGGUGGUUCGACAAGACCAUGCAGCUCAUCAUCUGCACCGAUGGCACCUGGGGCCUGUGCUACGAACACUCCACCUCCGAGGGCAUAGCCCCUGUCCAGCUGCUGGAGAAGAUCUACAAGAACAUCGAGGAGCAUCCGGAUGAGGACACUGGCUUGCCGCAGCACCAUCUGCCGCCCCCGGAGCGUCUCGAGUGGCACAUCAGUCCGCAGAUUCAGGCGCGAUUUGGCCAGGCUUGCCAGAGCGUGGACAAGGCCAUUGACAACCUGGAUUUCUACGUGUACCGCUACCAGGGUUAUGGCAAGACCUUUAUCAAGUCGUGCCAGGUUAGUCCAGAUGUGUACAUCCAGCUGGCCCUGCAACUGGCCCACUAUAAGCUCUACGGCCGCCUGGUGGCCACCUACGAGAGUGCGUCAACACGGAGAUUCCUGCUUGGUCGCGUGGACUGCAUCAGAGCCGCCAGUACGGAGGCGUUGGAGUGGGCAAAGGCCAUGUGCCAAGGCGAGGGCGCCAAUGUUCCCCUGGAGAGCGAUCGCGAGGAUGAGGAGGAGUCACGAAAGGUCAAGUUUAGCAUUUACAGUAAGGACCACCUGCGUGAGCUCUUCCGCUGCGCCGUUGCCCGCCAGACGGAGGUGAUGGUGAAGAACAUUCUGGGUAAUGGCAUCGACAUUCCACUCCUGGGUCUACGAGAGGCCAGUGUGGACGUCACCGGCGAGAUGCAUGAGCUGUUCAAGGACGAGUCCUACAAUAUCUCGCAGUGCUUCCUGCUCUCCACCAGUCAGGUGGCCUGCAGCACGGACAGCUUUAUGGGCUAUGGACCGGUGACGCCCCGCGGCUACGGAUGCUCCUACAAUCCGCAGCCGGAGCAGAUCGUCUUCUGCGUGUCGGCCUUCUAUGCCUGCGAGGAUACGAGUGCCUCGCGCUAUGCCAAGUCGCUGAAGGAAUCACUGGACAUUAUGCGAGAUCUCCUCCAGAACUAGGCGAACUCCGAUCGUUGAUUGUCGGAGCAACAAACAUAUCAGUAAAUGUACCUUGUAGCAGGUUAGCGAACGAAUCUAAGUAAGUGUAACUAGCAACCGCCCGGGCGUUUCAUUUGUGACCAAGCACCACCAAGCGAGCCACCCCCAACGAGGGUGGGAGAUCCAAGAAGGAGGAGGAGGACGAGAACGAGAACGAUAACGAAAAUCGGAAUCGAAAACUAAUGUCAAUCACUACCAUGUUGAGACAGAACUAUAAAUGCAACCCAUUCGCUUUACAUAUCCGUUUACCCCCAAAGGUAACCCCCCAGUAGUGGAAAAUAUAGGGCAACUUUAGUCAAUUAAAUGUUUUAGAGCCAUUUUAUGCGCCAACUGUUAGUGCUGUUAUAUCUGAGUGUGUUACUUGUGCAAUAUCAAAAAAUAUAAUAUAUAUAAAUCGGGGCUAACCGAAUUAGCUGAGCUUACACCUUGUUUAACCCCAACUAAUGUGGGUAUGACAUUGUAUUAAAGUGAAUUAAUUAAAGGUUUUAUAAGAACUUUGAAAGAGACAAUUUAAUAAAGAUAUAUAUCAAUAUCAUUUGCAAAAUAUAAUAUUGAAUUUCUAAAUAUGCAAAAAUGUUAUUUAAUUUAUUUUUUUUGUAUAUUAUAAUUAUUAUAUUUUUGUUUAUUUUGCAUAUUAGUUUUGAAUACAUUAUUAAAUCUUUAUAAUGCAGUGUCAUACCCUCAUAACCACGUCUUUAACUCGAAAGAAAGCCCACAAGUAUGCAAUACUUUAUGUUACAAGAGUUGAGUUUCAAAUUCGUUCUAUAUAUAAAUGUUACAAGAGAUACUACAGCGAAAGCUAAAGCUAAGCAGCAAAAGGAAAAAAAAAAUAGUUAAACUUAAACCCCCCUAUGCUUGUUACUGCAAUUUCUUUGCUGUUCGUUUGAGAAUUUAUUAAUUGAAAUUAUAAACUACUAUAUAGUGUCUGUUGAGAUGUUUCCAUAUAUAUUAUAAUCGUGUUUUAGAGAGCAAAUGGUAUACCGUAACUAAGGGCUUUUUGAAUGGCAUAUAUAUACACAAAACCCUGAAUUAGGCAGAAACAUAGAGGAAUAUCUAUAUCUAGAGAAAAUCAUGUACGCGUAUAGACUUGAGACGUAACAAUACAUAUCAGUAAAUUUACAAAAAUCCCCUAAAAGGGAGCAAGAGGGAUAUAACUAUAUAUAUAUAUAUAUAUGUUUGUCUGUUCAAACCGUUAGUGAAAUGUAUAUGUUUCGGUAGUGAUGGGAGGCUAUCAAUAUUCUACAAGAGCGUUUACAUAAAUAUUAUAUACGUAUGUUAUUUACAAGAGAAAUUAUAUAUGAGAAACGUUAAAGGACAACCAGAUACAUAAUAACAUUAUAAACAAAACUAGUUGCUGUGUUCAUUGUUGCUAUAUAUGUAUGAGUAUCGAGUAUCUUCUAAACUGUUAACCGAACUAUCUAUCCUGUAUUCGAUCUGUGUACCAUUACGUUACCUUAACCUUACCGUUCGGUUUGUCGUUAAGUUUGUGACUUGUUUCCAAUAAAUGUAUGCAAAAAUAAUCACCAAACAAAUAAAAAUAAAGUGAAAUAAAUGCAUUGCGAACCAA